Molecule: messenger RNA, 807 nt
Organism: Penicillium longicatenatum
Lineage: Eukaryota; Fungi; Ascomycota; Eurotiomycetes; Eurotiales; Aspergillaceae
Product: pyridoxamine 5'-phosphate oxidase family protein
Exons: 2
Coding region: 1-807 (268 amino acids)
Source: RefSeq, a predicted model, not a curated record
AUGGGUCGGACAUUGACAUAUCCAAAGGGCGUCUCUAACACGGUGAAUCGGUACAAGCAUCGCGCAACGUACGAUUUGGGCGCGAUCCACUCCAUAAUCAAUACAUCCCAGGUGCUUUAUGUCUCCUUCAACCCGGAUCCAGAGGACCCAUUUCCCACUAUCCUCCCUAUGAUCGGGCAGAUGGGAUCAUUUGACUAUCCAUCGGCAACAAUUAAUGAACCACUUGAAUGCUAUCUUCACGGCUAUGUGAGUUCGCGCAUCAUGAAUCUGGCCCGCAACUCCGAUUCCAAAGAACACGGUCUUCCAAUCUGCAUCGCCACGAGCCGAGUCGAUGGAAUAGUACUCUCUCUCACCCCUAAUUCUCAUAACUACAACUACCGUUCCGCAACAUUACAUGGAUAUGCGAGCCUGGUUACAUCCGAAAAGGAGAAACUUUGGGCUAUGAAGCUUAUCACCAACUCUGUUGUUACGGAUCGCUGGGAUAACGCACGAAUACCUCCCGAUCGGGCAGAAAUGUCAUCUACUGUCAUUCUCAAAGUCAAGGUGGUUUAUGGUAGUGGCAAGAUCCGGGAUGGUGGAGUAUCUGAUCAGCGCAAGGAUGCGGAAAAUGGCGAUGUUAGCGAGCGCAUCUGGACAGGAGUGAUUCCUGUUUGGGAAGCGUUUGGAGAGCCUAUCUCCAGUGACCGAAAUAUGGUAGCUGAGAUUCCAGAGCAUAUCACCUCGUUUAUUGCAAGUAAGAAUGCCCAAAACAAAACUUACGCUGAGGGUGCUGUACAUAUUGCGUUGCCCCCGGAAGAACAACAUUGA